Paramecium sonneborni is the source of this 1667-nucleotide messenger RNA. Lineage: Eukaryota; Ciliophora; Oligohymenophorea; Peniculida; Parameciidae. The record is from the annotation of a GenBank genome assembly.
AUUUUCAAUAAUGUCUAAGCAAAAUAAAGGAUAAAAUCAAAAUUAAGAUGGUUUAACAUAAGAAUUGGAUGCUUAAAGAAGAGACCUUAUGAAAGCCAUAUCAACUCAUAAAAAUAUGAAAGAUCGUCUUGAUAGAAUGUAACUUCUUGAAAUAGGAAUUUAGGGAGAAUGAGAGAGAUAAAUUUGGAAAUGAGAAUGUUGAAGUUAAGAGGAAGUUAUCUGAUGAGAAAAAAGAAUUAAUAGAUUUAAUUGAAUUUCAUAAGAAGGAAAAGGAAGAGUUGAGAGAAGAAAAACAAAAAAUAGAAUUUGAGUAUGGAGUGUUAUAAAGAAAAAUGGCUGAUAUUGAUGAAGAUUAUAGUAAGAUUAGGUAUUUAUUGAACUAGAAAAAAUGAUGGAAAAAUAGAGAUAACUUUUUGAGGCAGAUAAAUAACCAUUAUUAGAUAAAAUAAAAUAUUUGGAAGCCAGAUUAGAGAAGAUAGAUAGUUUUCUUUAAACAAAAGCAGAUUUAGAAAAUGAGAAGGCAAAAUUGAUAGAAACCUUAGCAUAAGAAAGAAAAGAUAAAUAGAGAGAAUUGGCAGAUAAAGAGAAAGAGAAAGUUAAGGAAACAGGUAAUCAAAUAAUAAUGUAUUUAUAUAGAUCAAUUAAAGAAAGAAAUGCUUCAUAAAAUACAGGAAACUAAAUCAUCUUUAUUGGCAUUAAAAAAAGAAUAAUUAGAAACAACAACUAGAUUAACAGUGUUAUAAAAUCAUUAAUUGACUACAGAGUUAGAAUAUCAAUCUAAAUAAACAGAAAAAUUAUUAUUUAAAAAUUCAAAGUUAUCAGAAUAAGUAACAAGUUUAAAGAGGGAUAUAGAAAUACAUAAAUAAGUUGAAUAGGAAUUAGCUAAGAGAUCACAUUUCUCUUAGAAACUCAUAAAGAAAUUGACAGCAAAAAUCAAAGAAUUAGAAGAUUAAUAAGAAUAAUAAAAAUUAGAAGAAUAGGAAUUAAAUCCUUAAUAGAAGGAAAUUCCUUAAGAGGCAGAAAAGAUGAAGGAAGCAGAGAUAAUUUAAUUGGAAAAAAAGAUAGCAAAAUUAUAAAAUGAUAAUGAUAUUUUGAGAAAUGAAAACAAUCAUUUACUUACAAGAUUAGAUACAAUUAGAUUUGAGGAGAAUAAGUUUGCUAAUUUAUCAGUAAUUUUAGCAAGUAAUUUGGAAUAUUUAAAAAAUAAUUCGAAUGAAGAUAUGAAGGAAGUAAUAGAUCUACAAGAAUUGUAAAUAAUAUAGUUUAUAAUUCUUUAGACGAGAAAAGAGUGUAAAUGAUUGGACAUCAAAUUAGAAAACAGCAAUAAUGAGUAUACUAUUAAUGUAAGCUUAACAAUAUCUGACGAAAAAGAAUUUAAAUCUCUCAGAUACAAAUUAAAUCAAUAUUAAUAAUACAAUGGCAGAGAAUGUUACCAUAGUGGAUAAUGCAAAUAAAUCAGUUUAAUUACCAAGUAUUUUAUAAAAAUUAAAUGCAAAGAAAUUAAAUAAGAUGAGGAUUAAACAUCUUAAUAAGGUUCAAAGAGAUUUCAAGGUGUUCCUUUGGAUAUUAGUACUUAGAUAGUGAAGAGUAAUUUGAGAGAUUGGGGAAAACCAGCAGCAUCAUAAUAGCAAUCCAAUUAAUUAUCCCGAAAAUAUAAGUUAAAAUGA